CAAAACUCCAUUUGGGUCGCCGACAGAAAAUAUAAUUUCCAUCCAAGAACCGACAUAUAUUAUAUAAAAUAAUUGUUAAAAAUAUUUUAGUUGGUCAAGUCCAAAAGAUUGUAUAUAAAUCUUUGUAUACAAAACACGUUCCAAACGCACCAAUAUUCACUCAGUACUCGAGUGACUAACUGACUACUCAAACGUAGACAAGAAACAUGCCAAUCACCAGCAGCUCCCAAAGCUUCAGCAGCUUCGUUAACGGUUGGCUAAUUCGUCACAGGUAUUUCGUCGAACAGCUUACGUGCGCUUCUUUACUCACUCUCGAAGAGCAACAAUCUCUCGUGACCCAGUUUCUAUCUCACUGCCUCCAAUACUACCAAGAGAAAUCCUCCGCCGUCUCCCUCGCCGGAGACAACGUCUUCACCUUCUUCUGCCCGCCGUGGUUCACCUCUUACGCCAGACUCAUCCUCUGGGUCGGCGAUUUCAAGCCCUCGCUGGUGUUCAAGCUCACGGACUCCUCCGUCGGCGACCUCACGCGCGACCAGCGGGACCGGAUCUCGAGCCUCCGGUCGGAGACGAGGAGGAGGGAGAGGGACGUGAUGCGGGAUUUCGCGCUCGCGCAGCAGAGCGUGGCGGAUCCGCCGGUGAUGCUGGCGGCGAGGCGGGUCGGGGCGAGGGGGAUGGUGGACGGGGAGGAGUUGGAUUUGGAGGAGGCGAUGGAGGCGCUCAAGAGAGGGAUGGCGAGGGCGAUGAACAAGGCGGAUGAGCUGAGGUGUUCGACGGUGGGGAAAGUGGUGGAGAUUCUUACUCCGUCGCAGGCGGUUAAGGUGUUGAGGACGAUCGGAGAGCUUCAUCUUCGUUUGAGGGAGUUGGUGGGUUUGGAGAGAGACCACGAAUGAGUUUUGAGAUACAACAUUGAGUUUUGCUCUGCUUCUUCACUACUUUUUCAUUUGGAUCUGUUUGGUCGGAAACAUUCACUUUGAUGAUUUUGAUGUUACAAUAUUUUGAAGUGAUGAUGUAGUGUUUGGUUUUUGUUUC
Molecule: messenger RNA, 1029 nt
Organism: Raphanus sativus (radish)
Lineage: Eukaryota; Viridiplantae; Streptophyta; Magnoliopsida; Brassicales; Brassicaceae
Product: protein RESPONSE TO ABA AND SALT 1-like
Exons: 1
Coding region: 207-890 (227 amino acids)
Biological process (GO): DNA-templated transcription
Molecular function (GO): sequence-specific DNA binding
Source: RefSeq, a predicted model, not a curated record